AUGCCAUUUUGGUUAGCAUCAAAUUUACAGAAGAAACUCCUUUUAUACAUCUUACAAAAAAUAUCAUUAUUUUCCAAUGUUGAUUUGUCCAAUGUUGAUGUUUCAUUAGGCUCAAAUUCAAAAUUUGCAUUUCAUGAUGUUCGUUUAAAUUGUGAUGAUAUUGAUUUGCCAAAUAUAGAGGUAAAAGAAAGUACGAUACAGCAAUUAGAUCUUCAGUUAACAGUGUCGGGAGUUUUAAAUAUAAGUGGUGAAUCUGUUAUUAUAGUUGUUAAACCUAAAGUUGAUAAUGAAUCAAAUUCAAGUAAAGAAUUUUCAUUAGCUAAAAGUUUGCAUGACUUAACUGCUUCAAUGAUCCAAUUUCCCCAAUCAUUUGAUCUCGAUGAGAUAAAAAAUAUGAAAACUAAUCAAAAUGAAUAUGAUAAUGAUAUAAUUGGAAGUUCAAGUUCCAGUGGGAAUGAAAAUGAUAUUGAUAUUUAUAAUUCGUCUUCAGAUGAGAAAAAUGAAAAGGAAAGUGAAUCAACCGGAACAAUGAAAUCUAUGAAGAAUAAAAUUCUAAGUAGUGUACUGUCGAAGUUUAAAAUGGAACUGAAAGACGUGAUUUUAAAGGUAAUACUUCAAGACUCUGCUUAUAUCGAAAUAUCUAUCGAUAAAGUUUCAUUGGCAAAUAAACCGGAUGAUAUCAGAACACUAAUAAUAGAUCAAGUAAGGAUAGACCAUGUUAAAUCAAUAGUUGAAGAACAAGAAAUAUCAUUUAAUCGACGUAUGCCAAAUAAUUUGGAACAAAGUAAAUCAUUGUAUGAAUCCAAUUCUUUAUACAUGAGCGCAUUAGAUGAAAUUCAACAUAAUCCUGAAAUUGACCUUAAAGAAGAUAGACUAGAACUUUUAGUAGUUAAGCAUUCAAAUAUUACAUUGACAGGAUUAAGCACAAUUGAAAAUUUUAAUCUAAAAGAUUUAGAUAUUACAGUUGAUCAUAUUUUAUGUUCCUAUAAGAAUUUAUUAUGUAUUGAUGAAAUGUUUUUUGACGAUGUCAUGGGAACGUUAAAUUCAUUUAUAUCAAAUAGUAAUAAUUCCCCUAGAAGUUCAACUGCAUACAAAAGAUUCCAAAUUGAAAAUGAUUUAUAUGAAAAUGAUAGAAAGUUAAAAUUAUCCAUUAAUACAAUUAUAUUCUUAGUGGAUGAUCACAUUUCUGUUAGCUUAUCUAAUUUUAAUUUAGAUCAAUCUGAAAAAAAUGAAUUUAAGAUCAAUUUAGAAUUAAUGAAAUUAAAUGAUCUUACGACAGAUAGAUCAAUGGUAUUUUCGCCAUUUUUGGAGGCAUUUAUUAGUAAUUCUGUUCUAACUUUAAAUUUCUUAUCUGAUUUAGACUUUUAUUUUGAAAAGGAUUUUAUAAUAGGAUUAAUAUCUGUAUGUCAGAAAACAUCAAAAUUAAUGAACACGUAUAAUAGGAAAAAAAACGCCAAUAAAAGGCCAAGAGAACCUGGUCGUAACAAUAUCAAAUUUUCUAUUACUACGAAAAAUGUGUCAUUUAAGUUUAAAUUAGAUCAAUCAUAUAUACUUAUACGUUGUGACCCAAUUAUAUAUGAUUGGAAAACUGAUAAGUUAGCAAUUUCAAAAAUAGAAUUUCUAAAUGAUCUGAAUCUACAAAAAUUAGAACGUUUUAUUACUGUAGAUUCACUUAUUUUAAAAUUUUCAAACACUCCUAUACAAUGUUUAGCAUAUGAUGAACACUUUACGAAAUGUGCAUUAAUAACAAAGGUCUUACUAAACAUAAAAAAUAUCUGUUUCAGAUACCAAUACCAUAAAUUAUUGCAAUUGUAUGGGAGUAUUUUGGAAAUAAUUGAUGAAGCAACUCGUUUUGAGAAAAGCAAAAAAUUAUCUAAAAGAGGGUCUCAUCUACGGAAUACUGUGAGGAUCAUGAACUCUUCCAGUAUUAUAUUCAAGAAAAAAUUAAAUGCUAACACCAUCAUUUCUAUCGAUAAUAUUGAUGCUCAAUUUGAUCAUUUCUUAAAUGAAGAGUUUGGAAAAAUGGUACUUGGUCUAAAAAACAAUCUAAUUGCAUUGAAGGAGAAUUCUGAAGUGUACAUGCUCUCGAAAACAUUAUCAAUAGAUAGGUUACUAAAAGAGAGAAGAUACCCUAUUUUAUCAUGUCUAUUGAAUUCAAAUUCCCAGGAACCCACAUUAAUUUUUGAAAAAAAGGUAAGAAACAAACUUAAAAUUUACAUAAAAAAUGUUUGUUUACACUAUUAUGCAAGACUUUUGCCAAUUUUGACUAAAAUGGAUACAGAUUUAAAAAAAGAAAAUUCGGAUGCUGAUCACAAUAGUUUAUUCAUUGAUAUAAAGAUUAGUAAUACAGCGGUAGUCUUGCAUCCAUUCAGAAUAAAACCUGCAUUGAUUGUAAUCUUUGACUCAUUGUCUAUCAGCAGUGAUUUUUUGAAAUGUACGCAUAAAAUAUUUUUCAAACAUGGCUGCCUAUUAUUAAUCGAUGAUAUAGGAAAUAUGAAGGUCUCAUCGAAACAACCGUGGUCUUCCCUUUCUAAUUAUUAUUUACAAAGAGGUUUUUCCGCCAUUGGAAAAAUAACGAAUACUAAUGUGAACAUUAAAACAGACUGUAAUGGGGUAGAGGCUACGACUAAUGUAGAGUCAUUGGGCUUAUCUUUAUGUGCUGAUUCAUUUAAUACUCUAAUAUCACUUCUAAUUGAUUUGAAGAUACCGAUUACUUUUCCAGAUGAGGAUAAAUAUAAUAUAGAAGUUCCAGAAGAUGUUGAUGUUUUUGCGGAUGUGGAUAUGUCUUUUUUCGACCCAAUUCAUAUCAAGGAAACAGAAGAAUUAAUCAUUGGUGGCGAAUCUGUUCAUGUAGUGAACGAAUUUUUAGACGAUUUCCAUGAUGAGGUUGAAAUAUCUGAAAAAGUCGCAUCUCCUAAAAAAUUUUUUAAUGAUUAUAUUAGUUCACAUAGAAUUACACAGCCGCUGGAAUUGGAAGAAAGCUACAUAGAUCGUGUUGAUUUAGACACCACCCUUGAAUUUACUGAAAUGGAGUUUACUGCUUUUAACUUAGACAUAAAGAAAAUAUCAAUAAAACUUUUUGAUGGAUAUGACUGGAAAUACACACGCAAAUCGAUAUCAAAUACAAUUGACAUGGUGGGUAGAGAAAUAGAAGACUAUGAGGCAGACGAUGAUCAAAAUCAACCGCUACAUGCCACUAUAUUCGAUUCAAUAUAUAUAUCUACAACUAAAUCAGAUGUGUCCAAUUUAAAAAGUAGAGUUAACAAUGAAAUUCAAGGUGAAAGUAAUCCAACUGGAUUUAUUCCUAAAGUGAACUUGAAACCCUCAAAAUAUUUUAAGACAUUAAUCGAGUUAAAUAAUGUUAAUAUAAAUUUUACUGGAUAUCCAAAUCAAGAACUAGUUGAAUCCAGAAGUAAAGAUACUAGUACCAUAUUAAGCAAUAUAAAAGUAGUGGUUGAUACAUUUGAAGUGAUUGAUAAUAUGCCAACUUCAACUUGGAAGAAAUUUAUUACAUUAUACAGACAUGAUAAAUGGCCUACAGGUUUACCAAUGUUUGCAUCGGAAUUUUCAUUGGUCCAGCCAAUAAAUAGUUUACAAGCGACUGAGAUGAUUAUGGCCCUGAAUAUAUCUCCUUUAAGACUACAUAUUGAUCAAGAUACAUUAGACUUUCUAUUAAGAUUUUUUGAAUUUCGUGAUGUGAGAUUUGAACUAAUCGAUGAUUUUCCAGAAGUACUUUUUAUUCAAAAGUUCACAAUGAAUUCAGUAAAAAUUCUAUUAGAUUAUAAACCUAAAAAGAUAAAUUAUUCAGGGCUAAGAUCAGGACACUCAAGCGAAUUUGUAAAUUUUUUUAUACUGGAUGGAGCUAAGCUAACCUUAAAAAAUUUGAAGCUUUACGGAAUAAAUGGAUUUGAAGAUUUAAGCGACAGUUUAAAAAAUGUCUGGACACCCGAUAUCAUAUCUAGUCAAUUGGGGGGAAUAAUCGGAGGUGUCAGUCCUUUGAAAUCAGCGAUUACGAUUGGUACCAGUGUUAAAAAAUUGGUGUCAGUUCCAAUUACUGAUUACAAACAGGAUGGUAAAUUAAGUAGAAGCAUUCCAAAGGCUGUAAACAUUUUUUUGAAAACAGCAAGUGGCGAUUUUGUUAGACUAGGUGCAAAAAUGGCAUCUGGUACGCAAGCAAUGUUAGAGAAUACGGAAGAAUUUUUUGGUGGUACAGGUUCUGCUGGCAGAACAUUUGCCAUACCAGAGAAAUUUCUUGAUAUAAACAAUUUAGUAGAGGAAGAUCAAUUGGUUGGUGGUAGUAAUCCCAAAGUAAAAAACCAUAGACCAGUUGCAGUUGUAAUUGAUGCUUCAAAGAUGGAACUCGGUCAACCGAAAAUAGUCAGUUUAUAUGCUGAUCAACCUUUAGACGUGCGUGAAGGGUUAGAAGAAGCAUAUCAUUCCUUAGAGAGACACCUCUUCAUUGCUUACAAUUCAAUCAAAAAUAGAAGUACAAACAUGGACGUCCUAGAAAGUCCAACGAUGACCGUAUUAUCGAUGGCAAAAGCAGCUCCUAUUGCAAUCAUUAGACCAUUAAUUGGUGCCACUGAAGCAUUAUCCAAGGCAUUGCAAGGUAUUUCAAACCAAUUAGAUAAAAAUCAAAUCGAAAAUAAUAAGGAUAAAUAUAAAUCAACUACAAUAAUUGAUAGAAAAUUAGUAGAAUAA
Molecule: messenger RNA, 4701 nt
Organism: Vanderwaltozyma polyspora DSM 70294
Lineage: Eukaryota; Fungi; Ascomycota; Saccharomycetes; Saccharomycetales; Saccharomycetaceae
Gene: ATG2
Product: Atg2p
Exons: 1
Coding region: 1-4701 (1566 amino acids)
Biological process (GO): autophagy of mitochondrion; reticulophagy; autophagosome assembly
Cellular component (GO): extrinsic component of membrane; phagophore assembly site
Molecular function (GO): phosphatidylinositol-3-phosphate binding
Source: RefSeq, a predicted model, not a curated record